Molecule: messenger RNA, 1301 nt
Organism: Myotis davidii
Lineage: Eukaryota; Metazoa; Chordata; Mammalia; Chiroptera; Vespertilionidae
Gene: ACP1
Product: acid phosphatase 1, soluble
Exons: 6
Coding region: 89-565 (158 amino acids)
Biological process (GO): protein dephosphorylation
Cellular component (GO): cytoplasm
Molecular function (GO): acid phosphatase activity; non-membrane spanning protein tyrosine phosphatase activity
Source: RefSeq, a predicted model, not a curated record
GCGCGGGGCGGUCCGCUCAGAGUGCGCAUGCGCUUCGCCCGUACAGCUCCUACGCGGUCUGUGGGCGCCUCCGUGUUUGCGCGCGAAGAUGGCUGAGCAGGCACCCAAGUCGGUGCUGUUCGUGUGUCUGGGUAACAUCUGUCGAUCACCCAUUGCUGAGGCAGUUUUCAGGAAACUUGUAACUGAUCAGAACGUCUCAGAUAAGUGGGUCAUUGACAGCAGUGCUGUUUCUGCCUGGAACGUGGGCCGGGCACCAGAUCCAAGAGCUGUGAGCUGCCUAAGAAAUCAUGGCAUCGACACAGCCCACAAAGCAAGACAGGUUACUAAAGAAGAUUUUGUCACAUUCGAUUAUAUGCUGUGUAUGGAUGAGAGCAAUCUGAGAGACUUGACUAGAAAAAGUCAUCAAGUCAAUAACAGCAAAGCUAAAAUUGAACUACUUGGGAGCUACGAUCCUCAGAAACAGCUCAUUAUUGAAGACCCCUAUUACGGGAAUGAGUCCGACUUUGAAACCGUGUACCAGCAGUGUCUGAGGUGCUGCAGGGCCUUCCUGGAGAAGGCCCACUAGUGCGUCCGUCCCUGAGCCCGCUGGUGCCCGGCCCCGCGUCCCAGCCGAGGGUCACGUCCGUAGCUCCAGGCCAGUGCUGGUAUUUGCAUCCACCUGCUGUUUCUUACCUUAAACAUAAUUGUAGAUGGAAAUCAGUGGUUGUGUUUGGCAAAAGAAUAAAUAUCUUUGACUCAGACAGUUUAUGGGGCACAUGAAGUGUUCUUACACCAGUGCGGCCCCCCACUUGGCUCCAGUUGCAGACGAAAUUGUAGAACAACCUAUCCCUCUGUCAGCAUGUGAGCCUAGUAAGUCACCUGCCCUCUUCCUUCCCCGAGUCUGGACGACAUGAGAAGGAGCACCCUGUCCCCGGCACUCCCUUCCAUGGGCGGUAGGGGCCCUCCCUCGGGGCUCAUAGCUGCAUGAGUGUGUUCAUUCACACCGUGUAGGAAAGAGAAAGGUUUAUGGAAUAACAGUCCUUCCUAGUUUCUGUCUAGCUUGUAGCAUAAGGGAGUCGACUUAUUUGUACCAGUUGAGCCAUAAUUAUAUCCAGAAAGAAGGACACUUGUUAGCUGCUUUAUCUGUGUAAGAGUUGGAAAAUUUUAAGUUGGAAUGCUUAAAUAUUGAUGUGGUGACACGUAUUCUUCAGUGUUUAAUUUAUAGGUAACUUCUAUGUCCUUUCAGAUAACUAAUCUAAAACUCAUAUGGCUACAUGUUAGAGAAGACUUCAAAAUAAACUGGGGAAAUUAUUAAAAUACGA